Molecule: messenger RNA, 879 nt
Organism: Petromyzon marinus (sea lamprey)
Lineage: Eukaryota; Metazoa; Chordata; Hyperoartia; Petromyzontiformes; Petromyzontidae
Gene: NDUFB8
Product: NADH:ubiquinone oxidoreductase subunit B8
Cellular component (GO): mitochondrion; respiratory chain complex I
Source: RefSeq, a predicted model, not a curated record
AACGCGGUCACGGGGCAGAGGCCACCGCCCACAGCAGCCUCCUGCACUGAUCGCGAUGGCGCUCGCCCGCUGCGCGCUCCUUCGCGCACGCCUCGCGGCCCCCCUCGCGGCCCCGUGGGCGGGAGGCGUGCGGCUUGGAGUCGCGGCGGCCUCGGCAUCCACCAGCUCAAAGAGCCAGCUUCCAGGACCGUAUCCAAAGACUCCGGAGGAAGUGGCAGCCGCAGCUCGUAAAUACAACAUGCACCCUUCCGACUACAAGCCCUACCCGGAUGACGGAAUGGGGUAUGGCGAUUAUCCUCAGCUUCCGGAAAAGUCGCAACAUGAAAAGGAUCCGCACUACAACUGGGAUUCCGCAGAUCUGAGACGUAACUGGGGAGAGCCGAUGCACUUUGAGUUUGACAUGUACACGCGGAACCGAGUGGACACGACGCCCUUGCUCGUGCCGUGGCACACCAUGUGCAGGCAGCUCUUUGGUUUCAUCGGAGGCAUGCUGCUGUUCUUCUGGCUCGGAAACCAAUUUCCCUUGUUCCGCCCCGUGUUACCGAAGCAGUAUCCAUUCACCGAAUUGUACGAGGAGAAAGGAGGAGACCCGUCAAAGAAGCCCGAAGCUGAGACAACAAACUAUACAAUAUAAUUGUUUUUACCACCACAUUUGACUUCAGUGUAAAAUUGACUGUAGUUUAACUUCUAAAUGUGCAGACAUUAAAAAAAAACCUUAAUGCUUUCAAUGUCUAAUGGCCAUGCAAUGUGACAGUUUAGAUCAAAUGUUCACCGUGUAAUGGUGAUCAGUACAUGCAUUAAUUUUGUUUCUUGCAAAAAUGGCUUUACAUCUGUUGUAAUGUCCAUACAAAGCCGAAUAAAAUAUAAACAUGAAACAUG